ACAGAAAUUGAUCCUGAUUGUACCAUACUGUCUGCCAACCACAUGCAUUGACCUUAUUGCUUCCAUACACCUUGUAAAGGUCACGACCUUGCGACCUGGACAAUCAACCACAACAUCCGCAUUUCAUCCUUCAUUUAAAUUCUCUGGCUCUGUGCUGGACAUUCUUUUUCUGUCACUGGCUGCCUAUGCCUGGGGAAAGAGGCAAGUUUCGGUGCUGAAAUUUGGUUUUAUUGUCAGAAUAUUGUGACAUCAUAAAAAUGUCCUAGUCUCUACCAUGGUUACCAGGAGUUCGAGUACAUGUAGCUAAGGGAAUAUUUUGGUUCGAACAGCAAUUCUUGCCAGCAUCAUACAACCCAUUGUCCCAAGGAGGGAUGUGACAAGUUUCGUUGACUGUAUUGCUGUACAUAAUACAGUUUAAGUUUUGGCUUCACCAUUUGUGACAUUUCCCAAUCUAAACAGGGAGUUUGAAAAGCCAGUGGAAUAUUUUGAUAAUAUCAGCAAUUCCUGCAUCAGCAGACCACCCACUGUUCAAGGAAAUAGGACCUAAACUCUGCCUGCCUGGGUUGUGGUUUCGACAAUAAUGAUGCGGUUUCACCAUCAGUGUGUAUGACUUGGAUCAACUUCAACAGCACUACAGAAGAGAUUAUAUCGUUUGGAAUCACCAAGAACACUUUGUCUAGGUUAAGUCUGUGAGUCAGACUCUAUCCAGCUGAAUACAUGUCUUGUCCCAGUCGACUUGACUUUUUGAAGAUCAGACACAGUUUUAACAUCGCAGCUCUUUUAAGUCUUGUUGUUUUUUAUGACGCUUUGAACCGAGUCAUUGUGUUUAUGAGCACUGUUUACUCUGUAAAAGUGUUUGAAGUAUUUGCUGAGGUGACGGUGAUUGCAGACAGUUCUUUAGGCAGAAAUAAACUUGGUUAAUCAUCAGGAAGGCUGCCCCACGAUGCUUGGCACUCGGAAGGUGAAAGUUUUGUAUGACUUUGACGGGGAAGCGGAUAACGGUGAGCUUAGCAUCAGAGAGAAUCAAGUCUUGACAAUCAUCAGACAGGACGUUGGAGAUGGAUGGUGGGAGGCGGAGACGUCCAACAAACAGAAAGGCUUGAUCCCUGAAGCCUAUGUAGAGGUGAUCCAAGAUGAUCCAUGGGACUCAGUUGGAGACCCACCACCACCCCCGCCACCUCCACCUCAAGAUAGUUUGGAUUUGCCGGCUUCGGAUGCAUGGAACAGGCCUGAUGAUGCUCCUCCACCUCCCCCUCCAGCCAUGUCGGUUGUCAGCUCAUCGGGCCUUCCACAUCAAGACAGCGUUGGGAACGAUGAAGAUUGGGACGAUGACGACUGGGAUGAACAUUCGACACCUGAUGGUUAUUAUGACGAGCAAGGAUCACCGGAGGACCAAGGCGUUAAUGGCUCGGGAAACUACGGUCUAUCUGCACCCAACCGGCAGUACAAAAGAAACAACGAAGCCUCCUUGAAGUCAACAGGAACAGUUAAGAAGAAUUUUACCAGUCGGUUUUCCAUUUUUGCCAAGUCUGGAGGUGAAGCAUAUCUUAUGGGAACAUCAACAAAGAAAGGCGUCUCUGCAAGUGUAGAAGUCAGAAUAGUGGAGAACAGUGAAGGCCCAGUGUGGGAGGAUCCAGGGAUGCCAGUGUCAGUCGAAAUCAAGAACCCAAAGAAAGAGAGCAAGAUGAAGGGAAUUAAAAGCUUCAUUGCUUACCAGAUAACACCAUCCGACACAGGCAUCCAAGUCAGUAGACGGUAUAAACACUUUGACUGGCUGUAUGAAAGACUAGCAGAUAAAUUCACAUUCGUAUGCAUACCCCCACUCCCAGAUAAACAGGUCACAGGUCGAUACGAGGAGUCCUUCAUUGAGAAGAGGAUGGAGCAACUACAAAGAUGGAUGAAUAGGAUGUGUGCUCAUCCCGUUAUCAGACAGGCAGACGUCUUCAGACAUUUCCUCUCAUGCACAGAUGACAAGAGAUGGAAACAAGGAAAGAGGAAAGCAGAAAAAGAUGAGCAAUGUGGAGCCGCUUUCCUUCAAGCCAUACUACCCCCAGAAAAACCACUUGAAAUAGCUGUGGUCGAGAAGCAGCAUGAUAAUUUUCACAAGUUUCAGAAGAGCAUGGAGACGAGUACAGCAAAUGCAGUCCAAAUCUACCAUGACUUCUCAAAGAAACACCUGGGACCCUUUAAGAGGGAAUACCAAAAAGUCGGUCAGGGCUUUACAGGCUUAGCGCAAUCAUUCGAGUUGGAUACCAGACCACGAUUGCUGGAUGAUGACAGGCCUCCACCAGUCUCCUUGAAGCUUACCGACGCUAUGAUGCACACAGGGAAGACGUACGAUGAGAUUGGUAACCUAUUUUCAGAGCAGCCGAAAUACGACGGCCAUCCUCUUGAAGACUUUCUUCGAGAAUACUCCGGGCUUCUAACCACAUUUCCUGACAUGAUCAACUUCCAUAAGCACACCAUCUCAACAGUGAAAGAUUGUCAGAAGCAGAGAGAAGACCAGAAGAUGGACUAUGAGGAGGCGGAGACUGUCAAGAGGAGGGCGGAUGUUGUGUCUUACGCAAUGAUGUCGGAAAUAAACCACUUUCACACAGAGAGGGUACAGGACUUCAAAGCCAUGAUGCAGGCUUACCUCGGUGCACAAAUCACCUUCUAUCAAACAAUCACCGGGAAACUACAAGAGGCCAUGGAAAAGUACAAUGAAAUAUAGCCAACCAUGUUUUAUCCCAAAAUGUAAUGGGCCCUGUCACGCGAGGCAACUUUUACAGGCAACUUGGAGGCAACCAACUGCAGUGUAUGCUGCCGGACUACUUCGACAGCACAUGAGUAACAACUUUCUAAAGGCAGUGGACACUAAUGGUAAUGUAAUUGUCAAAGACUAGCCUUGGUGUACAUGUAUCUCAACAA
Messenger RNA from Asterias rubens (European starfish), 2910 nucleotides. Its product is annotated as sorting nexin-33-like. NCBI's taxonomy places the organism in Eukaryota, Metazoa, Echinodermata, Asteroidea, Forcipulatida, Asteriidae. The transcript is spliced from 18 exons. Gene Ontology annotation, cellular component: cytoplasmic vesicle; plasma membrane. The record is from RefSeq and is a predicted model, not a curated record. The coding region runs from base 944 to 2713 and encodes 589 amino acids. Gene Ontology annotation, biological process: plasma membrane tubulation; protein transport; mitotic cell cycle. Gene Ontology annotation, molecular function: phosphatidylinositol binding; protein binding.